This is a messenger RNA of Hydractinia symbiolongicarpus, 1901 nucleotides long. RefSeq names its product zinc metalloproteinase nas-4-like. Gene Ontology annotation, molecular function: zinc ion binding; metalloendopeptidase activity. The transcript is spliced from 8 exons. NCBI's taxonomy places the organism in Eukaryota, Metazoa, Cnidaria, Hydrozoa, Anthoathecata, Hydractiniidae. Bases 265 to 1764 code for a protein of 499 amino acids. The record is from RefSeq and is a predicted model, not a curated record. Gene Ontology annotation, biological process: proteolysis.
UGGAUUCAAUUUUGUCAACUCUAACUUACGUGUUGUUACCACUUACCCUUAAGGUUGCUUUACCAGACAAAAAUUAAAUGUAUUUAUUUGUUAACAACCACAAUGUCUUUCUUAUAAUGCUACUAAAUAAAGCAAAACUCACAUAAAUGCAAGAUGUAAGAUUAAGACUCUAAUAGUUUUCUACAUAGCUUAAUUUCACUUUACUUUCAAGUUUUUUUAGCCAUCUUCCUUAUUGCUGUUGAUAGUUCAUAUCAAUACGUGAAUAUGGAUCGUGACAAAUACAGCGGAGAUGGUAUUUUCUCUGAUGUCAGCGAACAAGAAAGUUUUCACAAACAAGAAAAUAAUCCUAAGAAAGAUGAAGAUGAUACUAGUAUUGAAAAUGAAAAAGAAGAAAUCUUUAAAAGUGACGAAGCACCUCCAGGAGCGGUUGAUGAAGAUCCAUCAUUGGAAGAUAGUCAUGAAGAAGGGCUUGGCGAGAGUGAUACGUCAUCAAAUGAGGAACCACGUGAGCUGCAUAACGGAGAUCAUCUUGGCCAUGGAGAUAUUAUGUUCCGCAAAGGGGAGGAAGAAGCUGAAUUUGGAAGAAAAACAAGUGGAGAUGAAGAGUCAGACGAGCAAUCGAGAGAUGCCACAAACGAUCUUAAUAAGAGAUGGUCAAUGCCUGUUCCCUACCAAAUUGAAGGAAGUUUAGGCUCUAGUGCUAGAUCUGCGAUUUCACAGGCCAUAGCUGAGAUACAAUUAAAGACCUGCAUCACAUUUCGUCAAAAGCAAUCUGGAGACAAUGAUUACAUUUCAUUUUUUAAAGAUACGAAUCGUUGCUGGAGUUUUAUUGGAAAAUCCGGUGGCAAACAGCAAGUAUCAUUAGGAUCAGGAUGCGAACAUAAAAAUACUGCCAUCCACGAAAUAAUGCACGCUUUAGGUUUCUGGCAUGAACAGUCAAGACCAGAUCGAGACAAUUACGUCACAGUCCAUUUAAGUAACGUGAAAGCAGGUGAAGAACAUAAUUUUGACAAGAAGUUAGCCAAUAAAGUCACAACAUUCGGCUUUCCCUACGAUUAUGAAUCCACAAUGCAUUAUGACAAAUAUGAUUUUUCAAAAAACGGACGUGCAACAAUCACAGGGAAGAACAAUCCAAAUCAAAAACUCGGUCGAUGUUCAUCAUGUGGAAUGUCAAUCAUCGACGCUGACCAAUUAAAUGCUAUGUACUGCUCAGCUGUUCAAUCCAAUCUCAAUCGUGACACGUUGAGAACGCAAAUGGCACGUUUAGUGGCUGGACAUUCUGGGCAAUCGAAUGAUGUUUUCAGACAUGACGUCCUAAAUUUUUUGAAAAAGGUUUACCCGAACUACAACUUCAUGGUCAACGCUUAUAACGCUGUUUCUGGCUACGACACACACGCAUAUAUCGGAAAGUGUACGCAUAUCUUCCGAUCAUACAACAAGAACCUUGUUGUUUGUUAUUCAAGAAAAACAUCUAGAUUUCCGACUGCUGCAAAACAGUCCGAGAUUGUUUCAGCCACAUUGGCCACCAUAGUUAACAAGAACUGCGACGCAAAAUGGGCGCGCGACACUGCAUGGAAAAAAGCCACAUCUUACGGAUAUCCAAUUGCUGGUAUUGAAGUUGUUAGAUUCGGCUCUGGAUUGAGAACAGCCUCGCAUGGUCCUUUGCGCUUCAUCAAUUACAAAUGUCACAAAUGCACUGGAUGGUGGGCACACAAGAAAUGCAACAACAAUCACGACUCAAGCUUUGUGAUUAUGUUUGGAUAAAGAAGACGCUAUUAAUUAAUGCACUUGUUUGUUACUCACCCGUCAAGGACUUAUAAUGUGUAAUUCACGGACAUUGUUAUCAAAAUGCAUCGUUCCACUGGAUUGGAACUUCUUGAUUGUACCUUCCUUUAAUAAAA